AUGGAUUAUGCACAAGUCCCUUCCUUCUACCAGAUGGUCCCAAAUGACACCCAACAGUACACGGGAAUUCUCCUGUUGCUACUUCAUUUCAAUUGGACUUGGAUUGGAUUCUUUGCUGCCGUAGGUGUGAAUUUGGAAUGGUUCGUACAAAAUAUGCUUCCAGUCUUUUCCCAGCAGGGAAUCUGCUUUGCUUUCAUCAAAUCAUUUUCCAAUUUAGGUUAUGAUUUUGCCAAUGGAGACCUCAUGAAAUGGUGGGUCAAACUUUAUACUAAAAUCGUGCACAGCAAUGCCAAUGUAUUAAUUUUCAAUGGAGAUAACCGUUACAUGAUAAUAUUGAGAAAACUCGUCACUCUACUAGAAAUUAAAGACACAGAUCAAAAGCCGAAAGGUCACGUGUGGAUUUUUACAGCCCCGAUAGAGUUAAAAUUCUUUGCUAAUCAAAGAGGCUGGGAUAUGCAAACCUUCCAUGGUGCCAUUUCAGUUGCAACACAUUCCAAUGAACUUCUUGGAUUCCAGCAAUUUCUUAAGAGCAGAACGCCUUCUGGCACUAAAGAAGAUGGCUUCAUUAGGGACUUCUGGGCAUAUGCGUUUGACUGUGCUAUGCUAGUUUCUGUUCUGGACUAUAGAAAUGGGGAUAACUGCACUGGAGAAGAGAGAUUGGAGAACCUCCCUGAACAUAUUUUGGAAAAAAACAUGACUGGCCGUAGCUACAGCAUCUACAAUGCUAUUUACGCUGUGGCACAUGCACUCCAUGCCAUGUACUCAUCCAAAUCCAAAAUUAAAACGAUGAUGGAGGAGGACAGAAAGCAGCUUCAGAAUCAGCAGCCAUGGCAGCUCCACCAUUUUCUGAGACAUGUCUCAUUUAACAACAGUGCUGGAGAUAAAAUUUCCUUUGACCAAAAUGGCAUGUUAGUGGCUGGAUUUGACGUUGAAAACUGGAUCAUAUUCCCAAACCAAUCUUUUAUUAAGGUGAAAGUCGGAAGGAUGGAUCUCCAGGCGCCCCUAGAGGAAGCGCUGACCAUUAAUAAGGAAGCUAUUGUAUGGCACAGCAGCUUUAAUCAGGUUCUCCCUGUUUCUGUGUGCAAUGACAUCUGUUAUCCUGGGCAUAGGAAGAAAAAGAAGGAGGGGAAGCCAUCUUGCUGUUACGAUUGCAUUCUGUGUCCAGAAGGGAAAAUAUCUGACAAAUAUGAUAUGGCUAACUGUUUUCAGUGCGCAGACGGCCAUUUUCCAAACAUGGAUCAGAAUUUCUGCAUUCCCAAAGUGGUAAAUUUCCUGACCUAUGAAGAGCCUUUAGGGAUUGGUUUAACCCUGCUGGCACUUUUCUUUACUUUUAUCACAGCUCUGGUGUUAGGAAUAUUUAUAACGCACCAUCACACUCCCCUGGUCAAAGCGAACAACAGGACCCUCACUUUCACUCUUCUGAUAUGCCUCCUGUUUUGCUUCCCUUGUGCAUUUUUGUUCAUUGGGCAGCCUCAGAGAGUGACAUGUUUCCUCCGACAAACAGCUUUUGGAAUUGUCUUCUCCAUGGCUGUUUCUUGUGUUUUGGCAAAAUCCCUCACUGUGGUUCUGGCAUUCAUGGCCACCAGACCAGGAAGCAGAUUGAGGAAGUUGGUGAGGAAAACAUUUACUAAUUUAAUUGUUCUUUCCUGUUCUCUUAUCCAAGCAGGGAUUUGUGCUGUGUGGCUGGCAACUUCUCCCCCAUUCCCAGAUGUUAACAUGCAUUCAGAGACCAAAGAAAUUGUACUAGAAUGUAACGAAGGGUCCGUUGCUAUGUUUUACUGUGUCUUGGGCUACAUCGGAUGCCUGGUCAUUCCCAGCUUCAUUGUAGCUUUUCUUGCCAGGAAGUUACCGGAUAGUUUUAAUGAAGCAAAAUUUAUCACUUUCAGCAUGUUGGUCUUUUGCAGUGUUUGGAUAACUUUUUUCCCAACGUAUCUGAGCAGUAAAGGGAAAAACAUAGUAGUCGUGGAGAUCUUCUCUAUCUUAGCCUCCAGUUCUGGACUGCUGGGUUGCAUCUUUGCCCCCAAAUGUUACAUUAUUCUGAUGAGGCCUGAUCUGAACAAGAAGGAACACCUAAUAAAAACACACUGA
Molecule: messenger RNA, 2088 nt
Organism: Eublepharis macularius
Lineage: Eukaryota; Metazoa; Chordata; Lepidosauria; Squamata; Eublepharidae
Product: vomeronasal type-2 receptor 26-like
Exons: 4
Coding region: 1-2088 (695 amino acids)
Biological process (GO): G protein-coupled receptor signaling pathway
Cellular component (GO): membrane
Molecular function (GO): G protein-coupled receptor activity
Source: RefSeq, a predicted model, not a curated record